Messenger RNA from Pyrenophora tritici-repentis Pt-1C-BFP, 903 nucleotides. Its product is annotated as FabG, Dehydrogenase with different specificities (related to short-chain alcohol dehydrogenase). Lineage: Eukaryota; Fungi; Ascomycota; Dothideomycetes; Pleosporales; Pleosporaceae. The record is from RefSeq and is a predicted model, not a curated record. Gene Ontology annotation, molecular function: oxidoreductase activity, acting on NAD(P)H, oxygen as acceptor. Gene Ontology annotation, cellular component: intracellular anatomical structure.
AUGACGGACAAAGCAGAUGAACGCGCUGCGCUCGUCAACAGACAGUUGCCAGAAAUGACACUGUCGACAGCAGAGAAUCCCCUCACUGCGCCCCGACCUCCUCCAGAGGACCUUUCUGCGGCACAGAGAGCUCAGUAUAGGUUCGAGGUCAAGGGCAAUGCGAUCAUCACUGGCGGUGCAGGUACACUUGCACUCGAAGCUGCCCAAGCCCUACUCGAGCACGGUGCCACCGGUCUCGCUUUGUGGGACAUGAACCCUGACCAAGCCUUUGAGAGUGUCAAGACGCUACACUCCAAGUUCCCGCACGCACGUAUAAUCACCGAAGCCGUCGACGUCCGCGAUGAGAACGCGAUUGCGUCGGCAUUAGAGAGCACGGUGAAGGUCCUCGGCAGCGUAGAGAUGCUCUGCUGUUUCGCGGGGGUUGUGGGCUGUACACACGCCAUCGAGAUGGCGGCCGAUGAAUGGCGACGCACACACGAUAUCAACCUUACAGGUUCCUUCCUUUGCGCGCAAGCUGUUGCUAAGCAGCUGCGCGCUCAGGGGAGUGGUGGAAGCAUUACAUUCACAGCCAGUAUAUCCGCGCACCACACAAACUACCCACAGCCACAAUGCGCGUAUAACUCUUCCAAGACAGCGUUGUUGUCUUUGGCGAAGAGCUUGGCGGCAGAGUGGAGUAGUUAUGGUAUUCGGGUUAACUGCCUGAGUCCAGGGUACAUGGACACGAUACUCAACGAUGGCGACGGCUUGAUAAGAGCGCGCAAGAGCUGGAACGAUAGGAACCCGAUGGGACGCAUGGGUCAUCCAUGGGAGCUUACUGGGCCACUGGUGUUGUUGUGUAGCAAUGCAGGACGAUACAUCAACGGAACAGAUAUUAUUGCUGACGGUGGGGCCAUGGUAUUCUAG